Messenger RNA from Paramacrobiotus metropolitanus, 1320 nucleotides. RefSeq names its product lathosterol oxidase-like. NCBI's taxonomy places the organism in Eukaryota, Metazoa, Tardigrada, Eutardigrada, Parachela, Macrobiotidae. Gene Ontology annotation, molecular function: oxidoreductase activity; iron ion binding. The transcript is spliced from 4 exons. The record is from RefSeq and is a predicted model, not a curated record. Bases 254 to 1084 code for a protein of 276 amino acids.
CAAUAAUCUGUAAUCACAAAUGCAGACUUGGACCGAUAAAAUAUUGGUAACUACGCAUUGUGGUACUCCGGUUCUUAACUUCCAAAUGGUGAAUUACCCGAAGUCUGGCUGUUGUUAAGGUUUACUGUUUCAGUACAAAACAAAGCCUCGUAAAGUUAAACUUGUAAAUCUGAAGAAAAACGCUUCAAAAGCAUAACCUGCUAUCGCAGCCGUUCUUGUAUGGAGUUCAUUAAUACUGAAAUCAUAUGAUAAUAUGGAUAUCAUCCUAGAUUUGACAGAUGAAAGCAUCUUAACACCUUAUGUGUACCCCGAAUCUUUGUCUCCGAAGAAUAUUUGGCGCCAACUUUGCUCUCUUACAAUAUUGGUCAUACUCGGAGGAUACGCGUUGUACUUAAUUACAGCCGCCGUGAACUAUUAUUUAUUUUUCGACAAACGCCUGCUGCAGCAUCCUCAGUCUUUGAAGGAUCAAGUCAAACAGGAGAUAUCAUGCUCAACGCGGGCAAUUCCCCUCAUGUCUUUUUUGUCGGUUCUGAUGUUCCUGGCAGAAAUCCGCGGCUACAGCAAACUGUUCGAUAGUUUCGACGAGACCAGAUUAGGCAAAUGGAGUAUACCACUCUACAGCGCUUCGUUUAUUUUUUUUACCGACUCUUUAAUCUACUGGAUCCACCGUGGACUGCACUCGCGGUUUUUUUACAAAAACCUCCACAAACAACAUCACAAAUGGAAAGUGCCGACGCCGUUUGCCAGUCAUGCAUUUCACCCGAUCGAUGGCUUCGUACAAUCGUUUCCUUAUCAUCUAUACGUUUUCCUGUUUCCCAUGCACAAGUGGACUUACCUGGCGUUGUUCGUUUUUGUUAACGUGUGGACCGUCUCAAUACACGACGGUAAUUACAAGGUUCCUAUGCGUCUUAAAGAGAUCAUUAAUGGCGCGGCGCAUCAUAUGGAUCAUCAUCUUUUCUACAAUUACAAUUAUGGCCAGUUUUUCACCUUUUGGGAUCGAGUAGGAGGAUCAUAUCGCAACCCAAGUUCAUUUGAAGGAAACGGGCCACUAAAAGAUAUUGAAGAAAAGGAAAAGAGAACUUGAUAACUUGAAAAACUAUUUAGACUACCCGAGUUUGUGGUUGGUUACAAAGAUUCAUAUAGUCGUGGUUUUCUAAGAUUAACUAAAUUUAAUGUCUCUUCGAUAUGCUCCACUAAAUUUAAUGUCUCUUCCUAAUUGUUUUGCUUUAUUAUUACUGACUGGAUGCACGUUUCGUGUAUGUAGUUUUGUACGAGCUAAUGAAUGAAAUCAAAGAAUGUUAAUGAAUAAUUUGGCAUAGA